GUUGCACAGGACAGAUGCAGGCAGAGCUACAAUCUCUAUAUCACAAGAAAAUCUGUCAUUGAAAUGGAUGUCCCGAAACCCUGCUCUUUCAACUGUCGAUGCACAUUGUUCAGUUACCUCGAGCGUAUCAAGAUGCCUCAUUGGCAGUACGAGGGCGAAUAUUUUGAGCUGUCGCCCCACAAACCAAAGGCCUACUGGGCUAAUUUUCCAGCCUUAUUCGGGUUCCGAUCUCGCAAAUCAGGGGCUUGUCACUAUGAAGACAUAUUCUUUCAGGUCGGCUGGACGUCGGACAUCACGGAUCCUGCGACAGGCAAAGUGGCCACAGCCCUGUGGCAGGUCGCAUGUGAUGUCCAUGACCAAAAUAUACCCUGCGACAAAGUUGAUUGGAAUUGGCGUUGCACAUGUUUGCGAUCGCGAGUGGGCAAUAAAAACCGACACGUGUUUAGGCCUGGGCAAUGUGAAGAACGCCACAAGAUACCCAAAGUUCCCAAAAAGAGCAGCUCACAAGCAAAGAAGCAUAGAUUAGAUGCAGCCGGCUCUGAUCAGCCGACAGAGCAGUGCCUCGCGUACGCUACCCACGGAGUCACUCAUGCCGAUGAUACAGCUCACGCUGACGCAUCGACUUCAGGCCAAGCAGCAUUGGCGGGCGACAUUGCAAAACCUGCCACGGCAGACAUGCGACUGAAUCCAAAUGACUGGGAGAAUUGGAUAGCAACAAUGUCGAAUGUGGAGCAGAAUCCACAAACCGGGAUGCCAGUAGAUCGAAACGUCCUGGCAGUACAGUCCUGCAACAACCUUGGUCUCGAUAAUUAUCCAGGGUUCAAUCAACCACAUGACGAAGUAUGCGCUUUGCAAGACCAUGAAGGUCAGAGGCAAGGGGAUCAGGAGGGUGGCCGUGAUAGUAAUCAGGGUGAUAAGUUCGUCGAUUACGGUGCCAACUGCUGGGCUGAGGCGCCG
Protomyces lactucae-debilis is the source of this 957-nucleotide messenger RNA. RefSeq lists its product as uncharacterized. The annotation marks the transcript as partial. The transcript has a single exon. Lineage: Eukaryota; Fungi; Ascomycota; Taphrinomycetes; Taphrinales; Protomycetaceae. The record is from RefSeq and is a predicted model, not a curated record.